This is a messenger RNA of Rodentolepis nana, 579 nucleotides long. NCBI's taxonomy places the organism in Eukaryota, Metazoa, Platyhelminthes, Cestoda, Cyclophyllidea, Hymenolepididae. The record is from the annotation of a GenBank genome assembly.
AUGGUUGUACAGCGAGUUAAGGUCGGCGGAUUGAAUGUAGAUGAUAUUUCAAGUCAACCAAAGAUUAGCAACCUGGUGAACAUGUACUACGGAGAGUCGCAAAAACUCGCCGAAGCUGUCUUCUCUCUUGCCCAUAAACUCCAGCCCUCCAUUAUUUUUAUCGACGAAAUUGACUCUUUCCUUUCAACUCGUUCAUCACGUGACAACGAGGCCACUCGUAUGAUGAAAACCCAAUUUAUGGCUCUAUGGGAUGGUCUACUCUCUGAGACUGAGAGCCGAAUUCUUGUCAUUGGUGCUACGAACCGACCCUGUGAUUUAGACAGUGCUAUCCUUCGCCGCUUACCCUAUAAAGUUCAAGUUCCUCUGCCAAAUGCAGCGCAGCGACUGCAGAUCCUCAGAAUUCACUUGAAGGACGAGCCUCUUGCAACUUCGGUGAAUGCCGGGUAUCUUCAGGAAUUUGCGAAUCGAGUUGAAGGCCUUUCGGGGAGUGAUUUGUUCGAAAUCUGCCGAGAAGCUGCUCUGCGUGGACUGAAAGAUUGGUUGAAUGCUGUGGAGGCUGGUGGGGUACUUAAUUUGUAA